Molecule: messenger RNA, 1086 nt
Organism: Oryzias latipes (Japanese medaka)
Lineage: Eukaryota; Metazoa; Chordata; Actinopteri; Beloniformes; Adrianichthyidae
Gene: nitr9
Product: novel immune-type receptor 9
Biological process (GO): response to bacterium
Source: RefSeq, marked provisional
AUGCAGCUGCGUGUGAUCCUCUGUGGAUUAUUCCAUCUGUCCGCUGUGAUCUGGGCUGGAGCAGUUAAACAGGACACUGGUGUCAGAUCCGUCUCUGUCGGGGAAAAUGUGACUCUGCAAUGCUUCUAUGAAAACGUGAUGGCGAUGCACUUCUCCUGGUACCAGCAGCCUCUUGGAGGAAGACCUGAGCUCCUGUCUUUCUUUUACAAAUACGAUGACCCAUCUAAAGUGGACCACUGGUUGCAGAAGAAACCCCGAUUCUCUCUGCAGAGGGAGGAAGGCAUCAACCACUUACACAUCUCUGAUGUGCAGCUUUCAGAUUCAGCCACUUAUUUCUGUGGAAGCUCGCACUCCAACAUGGUGGAAUUUGGGGAUGGCCUCUUUCUGAGCGUUGAAGAAAAGAGCCCCACAGAAAUCAUCAUCCAGGAACCGACGUCAGAGACCAUCCAGCCUGGAGGCUCCAUCACCUUCAGCUGUACCGUUCAUUCAGGGAACUGUGGGGAAGCACAAACUGUCUGCUGGUUCAGACGUGGCUCUCAACCGGGGGUCCUCCACACACAGAGAAAAGACUGCAGACCUGUCGCUGCUCCAGGGCCUCCUUCACAGAGCUGCACCUACAGUUUGCAGAAGAAAGACCUGAACUCCUCUGAUGCUGGAACCUACUUCUGUGCUGUGGCCUCUUGUGGGAAAAUGCUGCUUGGCAGUGGAACCAAGCUGAUCAUGACAAAUCAAACUGAAGGCCAAGCAGCUCAGAUUAAAGUGUUAGUCCAGCUGUCUGUCAUCAGAACCGGGGUUCUUCUGCUCUUUAUCCUCAGUUGUGUGCUCUUUGUAAGAAAAAGUGAUGCAAGUCCAUGAGAUCGAAUGCAAAUUUCUGACAUUUGGGGGUUGACAAAAUGUAAAAGUUUCAUUGUAACUCAAAUAUUAGCAAACUGUCAAAGCUUAAUUCAUCAUUAUGCAACUUGAUUCUGUUGUAACAUUUCAUCAAAGCUCUUAUAUAUUCAUGCUCUAUUGUUUUCUGUGACUUUAAAGAGCAAAGGUUUCUACAAUACAAUUGAAUCAAAGAGCUUAAUAAAAAGAAAGAUUCUG